GAGAUUAGUCUGAUCCGGUGCUCUUGAAGGGGAUAGGAACAAGUGUAUGGCUGUCAAUAGAAACCUCAAUCAAACCUGCUUUGAUCAUAAUCUGAGCUUAAUUAACGAACGUAACUACACAACCUGACGUUUAGUUGACCACACAACUACGAUGCAAACACUACUCUUCUCAGGAAAUACACGCUUCCUUCUGGUUGCAAUGAUGGCCAUUGUGAUUGGCGUUUCUAUGUGUGUUCCAAUGGAUGAGACACAACUAGUAGUCUCGAAAGAGAGUUGCAACCCCAAACUUCCCCUCCUCUUCUGCAACCAAAAACGGAGUGGUUUUGGUCCGUUUUCAUGGGACUUGAAGGAAGCGGAGGUUCGCAAGCCCCAAAGAGAUUUAUAUCAUUUGAGGAACCCGUUUCUACCCUUCAGACUAGGACAGAGAAGGGAGGCCCAAAUGGGACAAAACGAUCAGCAGAUUACGAUGCCAUAUUACUGAUCGAAAGAGAGCAUUUGAAAUAAAAUACAUCCUCAAUCCAUCGUAACUAGAUGUGGAGUUCCAAUCAAAUACACGAAAACAAACACAAAAGAAUUCGUUGCGGUACUUUAGUCGUCAAUUAUCAAGUUUCUGAUGUUAAGCAGAAGGCAGUAAAGUUAGCCUCAUUGUGAAAACAAGUUUUGUCGGAUGUUUGCAACUGAGCUUCUAUAUUAAAAUUGUACAAUUUGAUCUA
Molecule: messenger RNA, 713 nt
Organism: Symsagittifera roscoffensis
Lineage: Eukaryota; Metazoa; Xenacoelomorpha; Acoela; Convolutidae
Exons: 3
Coding region: 152-481 (109 amino acids)
Source: RefSeq, a predicted model, not a curated record